AUGAGUUUUGCCUCCUCCCACGAGUGCGAAUCGACGUGUAAAGGGCUGAAAAAGAGCGUCCACCCGAAUCGUUGUUCACAUCUGCCGGAUUGGGGAUCGUGCAAUCAUAUGCGAUAUCAGUGGUUCUACGACAGUCGUCAAGGCACCUGCGCCCAGUUUCUGUACGGUGGCUGCGGCGGGAACACCAACCGUUUCGAGACGUUCGAGGAAUGCCAAAAGGAGUGCGAGCCCAGCGGCUUUGACCCAUGCAUGGAAGGAUUAGAUCGUGGAAAAUGGUGUGAGACCAUGUCAAAUCGAUACUACUAUAAUCGGCAAUUAAAGGAAUGCAAGGGUUUUCACUACAGCGGUUGCGGCAAGUCGAAUAACAAUUUCCACACGCUCGAAGAGUGCGAGGCCAGAUGCGUCCGCCGUGGCAAGCCGAGGAAAGGAAAAGCGAUUACCGGAGAUAACAGGCUACAAGAUGACCCGAAUUCCGAAAUGCGCCAAAUUACGGGCCCGGCAAUGAGUGUGGACAUCGAUCACUCAGACAAUACGCUCAAAAUGAACCUGACGUUCGGUGGUGCACCCCGAACGACGCGUCCGCCAAAAACCACCGCCGUCACCACCGUCAAGCCGGCUGCCAAGAAGUCGGCAACCAAGAAGCCGGAUAAAUACGGGCACCGUAAGCCAACGGAAAAGACACCAAUGGUGCGCCACGAGGUGUUGAAUGGAGUGAAUCGAACGUAUCUGAAGACGGAAAGCGAAUGGCACCACUAUGAAGCUUGUCUAGGGUAUCGAUACAACGUCUCGGGCCCACAAACAAUCCUGAAAACGCAUCUCUGUGAUUUGGAUGGGAAUCGUCAUUGCUGGAGUGAGAUUCACGAAUCCACAGAAGGGGAAGAGCGCUGCGCCGUCGUGCGGCCAUUCCUGCGCGGCACCCAUUUGUACUCCUGGUUUUUUGAACUUGCCACCCUCCCGCACAGCUACGCCCCGGAUGCGAAAAUUAGGAAGGAGCAAACGAAAGAGGAGACCUGGGCAUCAGUAUUACUUCUCAAAGCGAAUCGAUGUUUCGAUGUCUGC
Molecule: messenger RNA, 1059 nt
Organism: Mesorhabditis spiculigera
Lineage: Eukaryota; Metazoa; Nematoda; Chromadorea; Rhabditida; Rhabditidae
Source: the annotation of a GenBank genome assembly